AUGGACAAGGACUUGGCUUCUUCCCCUCACAGGGUCCGCAAAUAUAAUCCCACUCUGGGAGCUGCUCCCAGCCCCAGUCGCAUCCCAGGGUUGCCUGUCCGGCCCAUGGGAAGUGGGGGACUGGUGCUUCUCAGUCCUGUGCUGAGGAAAGAAAUCCGCCUGGACUCUUCCAGCCAGGAUGCCACCCGGCAGAUCCCCCUUGUGAAGGGGAGACCAAGCACCAAGCCCAGCUGCAGGGUUGGAAGCUCCAAGGAGCUGAGCAGAGCGGAGCUGCCCAUCCCGUGCCCUCUCCCUGCUGUCCCCAAAUCCCAACCAUGGACAGCAGCCAAUGGUUUGGCACCCAGGAAACUGAGUGCUAUCUCACUAACGCUCCGCCGCAGCAGCUGUGACCCUCCACCUGACCGGCGUCUCCUCUCACCAGGCACAGUGAGGAGGGAGCUCCGGGCUCCGCUGGGGAAGGAAGCACUAGGAAGAGGGGAGGUGCCUUUGCCAUGUCUGCAGCCACUGCCAGGGUUACCAACACUGCCCCAGCGGAUGCCCCUUGGCUGCAUGGAGAUGAGAACGGACAUCAGGCAAAACAGUGCCCUAGCACCAGGCUCAGAGGUGCCCACCACUUUGCUACACUCUGGCCCACGCUUUCGGAGAUGCUUGGCCCCUAUUUCUCCGCUUCCUCCUGUGCCACAUCCCAUGGACCCAUCCAUGACAGAAGUGGAUAAAGAGGACCAUGCGACUGCCAAUCAGUACAGUGACCACCACAGCACAGACGCUCCCCCAGGGCUUGCUGACAGAGAGAGGAUGCCAAGCCCUGUUUUUAAGUUGUGUUCAGAGAGGAAGGCUCUGAGGGGGCAGCUCUCUGCAGCAGAUGCCACAAUGCCUAGUGUUAUGGGCACAGCUGGGUCAGCAUGGCCAGCAGACACCAGGACUGACGCAGCUAUGUCUGACCUGGUGCCGGAGCCCCGGCAAAAACCAGUAGUGCCGAUGAAACCUGUUAGCAUUAAUUCCAAUCUGCUGGGCUACAUUGGGAUCGACACCAUCAUUGAGCAAAUGCGCAAGAAGACCAUGAAGACAGGAUUUGACUUCAACAUCAUGGUUGUAGGUCAAAGUGGGCUGGGGAAAUCAACACUGGUGAACACUCUCUUCAAAUCCCAGGUGAGCCGCAAGUCUUCAGGCUGGAGCCGUGAGGAGAAGAUCCCUAAGACAGUGGAGAUUAAAGCUAUAGGGCAUGUCAUCGAAGAAGGUGGUGUCAAGAUGAAGCUGACGGUAAUUGAUACCCCAGGAUUUGGUGACCAGAUCAACAAUGAGAACUGUUGGGAGCCAAUUGAGAAAUACAUCAAUGAGCAAUAUGAAAAGUUUCUGAAGGAGGAAGUGAAUAUUGCGAGGAAGAAACGAAUCCCAGACACGAGAGUCCACUGCUGCCUCUACUUCAUUUCUCCCACAGGUCACUCCUUGCGACCUUUGGACCUGGAGUUCAUGAAACACCUCAGCAAAGUAGUAAACAUCAUCCCUGUUAUCGCCAAGGCAGACACCAUGACCCUGGAAGAAAAGAUUGAAUUCAAGCAAAGGGUGCGCAAAGAACUAGAGGUGAAUGGGAUCGAGUUUUACCCUCAGAAGGAGUUUGAUGAGGACCUGGAGGAUAAAACAGAGAAUGACAAAAUCAGGCAGGAAAGCAUGCCGUUUGCAGUGGUGGGCAGUGACAAGGAAUACCAAGUGAAUGGCAAAAGAGUCUUGGGAAGGAAAACACCCUGGGGAAUCAUUGAAGUGGAAAACCUUAAUCACUGCGAAUUUGCCCUCCUUCGAGACUUUGUCAUAAGGACCCACCUCCAAGACCUAAAAGAAGUGACACACAACAUCCACUAUGAGACUUACAGGGCCAAACGACUAAAUGACAAUGGGGGCCUCCCCCCAAUGACCGUUGAGACAGAGGAAAACCAUGAAAGUAACCUGUGAAUUACCCUCUUCUUGUCACUCACUGUCUCUGGAUAUUACCACC
This is a messenger RNA of Alligator sinensis (Chinese alligator), 1990 nucleotides long. RefSeq names its product septin 3 (gene SEPTIN3). NCBI's taxonomy places the organism in Eukaryota, Metazoa, Chordata, Crocodylia, Alligatoridae. Gene Ontology annotation, cellular component: presynaptic cytoskeleton; neuron projection; cell division site. Bases 1 to 1947 code for a protein of 648 amino acids. The transcript has 10 exons. The record is from RefSeq and is a predicted model, not a curated record. Gene Ontology annotation, molecular function: molecular adaptor activity; GTPase activity; GTP binding. Gene Ontology annotation, biological process: cytoskeleton-dependent cytokinesis.